GGCGACUAUAUCAAAGUCAGUCCAACCGCCUACUACGCUCCCUGUCCGUACUAACCUUGGGCAUUGUGUGCACAGUUGAGUAUGCCAUGGAGGCGAUCUCACAUGCGGGUACCGUUCUUGCGGAGAAGAAGGUAACAGGGAAGCUGCUGGACAUGAGCGGCGCGAAGGACGGUGGCUACGGAGGUAGCGGAGAGAAGAUCUUCUUGCUCAACUCAAAUGUCAUCUCGGGUGUCGCUGGUCUUACUGCCGACGCGAACUCUCUCGUCAACUAUUCACGACAAACAGCACAAGGACAUUUGUUCAACUACAACGAGGACAUCCCCGUCGAGCUUCUCGUGCAGAGAUUAUGUGAUCUCAAGCAGGGCUACACACAAUAUGGAGGUCUGCGUCCGUUCGGUGUAUCCAUUCUCUACGCCGGCUACGACGCGCACUACCAAUUCCAGCUCUACCACUCCGACCCGUCAGGUAACUAUUCCGGCUGGAAGGCGACGUGUAUCGGCGCGAACAACGGCACCGCGCAGAGUCUGCUCAAGCAAGAGUACAAGGACGACAUCGGGAUCGACGAGGCAGUCGGGCUCGUCCUCCGGACGAUGAGCAAGACCAUGGACAGCACUACGCUGGGAAGCGAGAAGCUGGAGUUUGCGACGCUGACGCUGGACGCGGAUAAGCAGCCUAAGGCGAAGAUAUACAAGCCCGCAGAGAUUGACGCGCUCCUGGCGAAACACGACCUGGCGAAGAAGGACGAGGAUGCGGAGAUGAGGGCUGCAUGAUGGUGUACCGUGAUGCUGGCUCGGACGGACCCUACUGUUGUACAUGUUAUUGCAAUUCAAUCCGCUUUCCCAUGCAAGGCGCGGUGAAACAGUGCGGCGACUCGAGCAUUGUCAUUCCUGACCAGUAGGACGCAGUGCAUUUGCAACUCUUCCGCGCCUGGCCUCUUCUGGGUGAGGAGACCGAGCUAACUACGGCGUUUAGCGCCCGUACGACGCCCGCUUCCGCAGCUGCAUAUAGCAACUUG
Fomitopsis serialis is the source of this 1015-nucleotide messenger RNA. RefSeq names its product nucleophile aminohydrolase. The record is from RefSeq and is a predicted model, not a curated record. The transcript is spliced from 5 exons. Gene Ontology annotation, cellular component: cytosol; proteasome core complex; nucleus. NCBI's taxonomy places the organism in Eukaryota, Fungi, Basidiomycota, Agaricomycetes, Polyporales, Fomitopsidaceae. Bases 87 to 770 code for a protein of 227 amino acids.